UGAUUGCCCACGUUACUUUUUCCUAUGAUCGGUCACUAUUAUAUAAAAUGUAUACUACUGCAAUUGCACAAGAUUUAAAAAUAAGUCAGUUAGAGGAUGAAUUUUGAUCUAUCUGCUUAUUAUUUUGGUGAUUAACACUAAAAUAAAUAAACUGUUUUUAAUUAAAUUAUAAUAUCUAAAAUUUUUAAGUGAUAUAUUUUUAUCAGAAAAAUAUAUGUAGUAAGCAGGUGUUUGUUUAAUUUAAAGUAUACACCAUGUUGAAAUCGUUCAUUUUUAUUUGCAUCAUUAUACAAUGUUUAAUUAGUUCUUCAUUAGUUUUUUGUAAUAAUGAUGAUACUUCACAUUCUGAAAGAGAUAAAAUUGAACAGUUGAGCAAUGACAUGAAUUCGGAUUCUACAAAUUACAAUGAUUUUGAUGAAAACAUAUAUGAUGUGAAGCAAACAGAAGAUUUUAUUGAUCCACAUUCUCUCUAUUAUGAUAGAUUUAAUAAAAAAGUAAUAGAAGAUGUAAAAAGCAAUAGUAAAGAAUAUAAUCAAGUAGAAUUAUUAAAAGGAAAUAAUGAAGAUUAUGAGACAUUGAAAGUAUAUUAUAAGCGUUUGAUUAUGAUGUUAUUGUUAAAUGCCAACUUAAAGAUGAAUGAUGAUUUCGUAGAGGGACAAUUAUUUAUAAAAGGAACAGUAAUGCAAAUUGAAACACUCAAAAAAGUAGAAACUGGAAAUUAUUCCAUAAAAGAAAUUGAUGUAAUCUUGAGUAAAAUUUUAUUGGAGCCUUCAUUCUUUAGUAAUAUUUCUAAUGUGGUUGAUUUAUAUUGGAUUGUUCAGUCUGCGUUUGAAUUAAUAAAUUACUACGCAUAUGUGAUUAUUAUUGUUUGUAGUGUAUUAGCAAUUGUGAUAUUAUUAAGGAAAUUGUCAUUGUUUUGGACAUUAUUCAGUAUUAUCAUUAUGGUAAUAAUAGUUAGCUUUUAUAUGACUUGGUGGCAUCUAGUAACGGAAGCUGAGAUCAAAUUAGCAGCAGCGCAAGUUAAAUACAUUGAAAUGCCUGUAGCUUGUCACCCAUAUAAGAUGAGUAUGUGGGAUAAAAUGAAGGCAUAUUUCUUUGAUGACAAGGAAUGUGAAAAAUAUUAUGAAGCUAGAAUGAUUAAUCCAAAACUGCAGGUAACACCUGCUUUGGUUAUAUCACACCUUGUAUUCACAGUCGCAACGUAUCCAAUACCUAUUAUUGGAGAGGUAAUAUCUAAGUUUACAAGCAGUGUAACUGCUCAUUUACCCUCCUUCUUACGAUAUCCCGUACAAGUGUGCUUCAGUCUAUUGCUUCCUCUACUAUUCUUGGGUGUUAUUUUCAUUUAUAAAGGAGGCUCUGUGAGCUUCGGAUUACCAUUAUUUAAUUUUUCGCUUAUGUCAUCUAGACAGACUUCAUUGCCUCUGGAUAAUGCUCAAAAGAGGCAGACGAUUGAGUUAAUUCGUGAGAUUUUUGCCGAAGUACCUGUAAAUAAUCUACUAAAAAAUACUGAAACUAUUAAUCUAGCGCUACCAUCUAAUAUUUUCGAAAAACAAGAAAAUAAUAGUCCUACGAAUAAUGCAAUUGAGGAAUCUUAUAAAUUAAUAUCAAACAAAUCUGAAAAAGAAUUGGAUCAUGCUGGUGGUGAUUCUGAUAAAAAUAAUUUAUUUUCCAAAGAAAAUAAAGAGGAAAGCGGAGAAUGCGUAAAAAAGUUUAAAAUCGAUUCAGAGAAAUAUAUCGGAGGUGGCGAUGCUUAAUAUUUUACCGCGAAAUGUAUUAUUUAAUAUUUAACUUUAAAUAUGUGUUAAGUUAAUUUUAAAGAAAUAUGUUUCAGAUCUUACAUUAAAAAAUAUAACAAAUAAAAAUGACUUUACAUUUAUAUAAUGAUAUCUCAAAAAUCUCUCUUGAAAUAAGUUUUUAUACUUAAAAAUUAUAAUUUUAUACUUAAACAAUUAAAAGCAUGUUUGUAACAAUGGACAAUGCGUGUGCUUUUCUGUGUAACCAUAUUAGCCCGAUAUUUAAAUUGAAUAAAUAGAUUUUUAUGAAAAGAA
Molecule: messenger RNA, 2048 nt
Organism: Vespula pensylvanica (western yellowjacket)
Lineage: Eukaryota; Metazoa; Arthropoda; Insecta; Hymenoptera; Vespidae
Exons: 10
Coding region: 255-1754 (499 amino acids)
Cellular component (GO): membrane; endoplasmic reticulum
Molecular function (GO): chloride channel activity
Source: RefSeq, a predicted model, not a curated record